AUGUUCAUUACGGUACAAUCAAUCAUUCUUUGGGGGCCAAACAAAGGACAGAAUAUCAUUUCUGGUAAUUUCAAUAAUACCGGUACCGAUUAUGGAAAUAGAAACGCUGAUAUCGUACACCCACUUGAAAUUAACAAUGAACUGAGUGCCAUUGAGAACGACAUAUAUUGCGUAGUACGGAACGGUCGAAUAUAUGUAAACGGGAAAUAUAAGCGUAUCAUGGAACCAAACGAUUAUUCAAAUUUGUAUCAAUACAAACAGGGUGUUGCAAGAUGGUCUGCGAGUCUUACCGAUCAUAUACAACUGAGUUUUCCAUGGGAUCCUAGAAAUCCGCAACAUAAUGAAUUUCCAUGGAAUCCUGCAGCCUUUCCGGGGAAAAGACGUCGACGAGCAGUUAUACCUUUUCCACCUUUGCCAUCGUUUUGCUAUGAGUAA
Messenger RNA from Acanthocheilonema viteae, 435 nucleotides. The record is from the annotation of a GenBank genome assembly. Lineage: Eukaryota; Metazoa; Nematoda; Chromadorea; Rhabditida; Onchocercidae.